AUGGAAAAAGAUGAUGUUGUUUCAGCUAUGCUUUUCUUAAUUAUACCACUUUUAAUGCGCCGUGUCCUUGCCAGCGGAGAUCCUGUCUAUACCUUUUGUGACCCAGAGUCCAGAAAUUACACACUCAGCAGCCCAUUUGAAAACAAUCUCAAGCUCCUUCUUCAGUCAUUGCCAUCCAAUACUUCGGUAACAGGUUUCUACAACAACUCUACCGGGGAGGACCCAAAAGUCUAUGCUCAAGCACUUUGUAGAGGGGAUGUCAACUCCACAGUUUGCCUGGAUUGCAUAAAGAAUGCAAGCCAGGAAAUCUUGAAGCAGUGCAAAACUGAAGAUGCAAUGAUUUGUUGUCUGGUGCCGGCCUUGGGAGAUCUUCAUGCAUGCUGCGAUUCACGCCAAGGUGGAAUUAUUGUUAGUCGGAAUUGUAAUGUGAGGUUUCAGCUCUACCAAUUCUACAACGCCUCAAAUGUGUUCUUAACCUACCCAAAUUCCGAAGAUCCAAACCCAAAAACCGGAAACAUCAGCAAGGGAUUUGGGGAAGUCGCACCGGAGCGAGGUUGGCUGGCGGAGAGGUGGAAGGCCGAUGCAAACGGAGAAGAAGCGUGA
Molecule: messenger RNA, 603 nt
Organism: Corylus avellana
Lineage: Eukaryota; Viridiplantae; Streptophyta; Magnoliopsida; Fagales; Betulaceae
Source: RefSeq, a predicted model, not a curated record